UCAGAAUCAAUGGAAAGAACAUUAAUUCAGAUUUUUCUAGCUUUGUUUUUUAGCUUUCAAGUAUGCUGUUCAGAAGAAAGUGAAGAAAAGUGUCCAAAAUACUCUGUUCCAGACUCCACUAGACCAUUGUGCAUUCAAUGUCGGCUGUGCAUUCCAUCAAAAGGGCUUUCUAUUCAUCAAAGUUGCAAAGAAGCUUAUCCUUUGCAUAUCAAUAGUCAAGGCCUUGCUUGGUGCACCAGUGUGAACUUUCCUCAGCCUUCCUGCCCUAAAUGGGAAGUUGUUAAUGGCAAAAUAAAUUGCUCUAAUAAGUUUAGCAUUAGAUCAAAGUGCAGUGUCAUGUGUGACCCAGGGUUUUCUGUUGUGAAAAAAACUCUAGUUCGCUGCACAGAUGACCUUCAUUGGGACAUUAAUGAAAACUCAAGACCUUGGUGCAAUAGAACAGAUCCUCCAGGCCAGCCCACAAUAAACUCCUCGAUUAUUCGUACUCAAGUUCAUGCAGGUUCAGAUGUUACAUUGAUUUGUAAAAAUAAUACAGUGCCUGUGGGAAAGGUUGCUUAUUUUUGGAAGUUUAAUAACAAGGAGCUGCUGAAUGAUAAACAUUCCAACACUUACACUAUUAUGGCUGCAAAGAAAGAUGAUGAAGGCUAUUAUCGCUGUAUAAUACAAGAUCAGAUUGGAAAUUCAUCUAUUAGCCAGAAGUAUUCCUUAGAGGUUGAAGGUGUUGUAGAAUCUGUAACAUCACCGGUCAUUGAAUCACCUCAAACAAAAUAUAAGGGGCUGUCAGUUGAAUCACCUCAAACAAAAUUUAAGGGGCUGUCAAGUGAAUCACCUCAAACAAAAUUUAAGGGGCUGUCAAGUGAAUCACCUCAAACAGAAUUUAAGGGGCUGUCAAGUGAAUCACCUCAAACAAAAUUUAAGGGGCUGUCAAUUGAAUCACAUCAAACAGAAUUUAAGGGGCUGUCAAUUGAAUUACCUCAAGCAGAAUUUAAGGGGCUGUCAAUUGCAGGUAUCAUUGCAUCAAUAGUGACAGCAGUAUUUAUCCUGGGUUUCACACUUAAGUAUAAAACUCAUAUCAAGGUGUGGGUCUUAUCCUUUUUACCAAAAAAGAAAACUAAUGGAAAUGACAACAAACCAUCUGGUCAAAAUGUACCUCUUACUCAAGAUGAUGUGGAAAAUAAUAGACAAGAAGAUGGUGCCAGCAGCAAGCCACUUAAAGAUGAGACUUCGGAGAAAAUUCCAUUUGUAUCAAAAUAUCAUCAAUCCUCUGAAUUAGUUGAUCUACAAUUAGAUACCACAAUACCACCUUCUGUUGAAACACCUUAUUUUCCUGAAGAAAGCUACACUGCUGUGGACAGGAGUCAGACGUCUAAAGUUCCUUGUAAAAAAGAUGUUCCUUGUAAAAAUUGUGUUCCUUGUAAACAUUUAUUACGUCAAGUUUCCAACAAUGAUCAGAGAGCUUUGACACAACUACUUGAUAAAAAAUCUGUUGUUGAUCAAAUUAUCAAAUUUCUAGACCAGCUUCCUGAUGUGAAUAGGAACCAUCCUACAUAUAGGGACCUAGGCAUAUUUUUAGGAAUGAAUGAAGAUUCUAUUUUCAAUUUAGAAUUUAAUUGUCAACAAUAUAAAACAAGCCCAACAUAUCAGAUGUUACGUACAAUGAAGUCAGAAGGCAAAGGUUUCAGUUCAUUCAAGGAAUUUCUAAAUCAGCACAAAUGUGUUCACCUUAUUAACAACAUACAAACAGCAAUGGAGCAGGAUAGAUUAUAAACAAGUGAUUUGAGAACUACUAUUGUUUAUUAUCAUUUUUGUUUGCAAAUUGAUACUUACUAUUUCAAGUAGGGUGGCUGCCUGGUUAUGGGUAUCCGUGUUGGAUUUCUUGAUGGUACCGGGGUCAUAUCCUGCCUCGUCUCAUUCCCCCGUCAUUCUGUAAAACAUUUAACAAAACAAGCAAAUCUAGAUCUUCAUUACCAAGUUAAGUUAUUUGUAUCUUUCUUUACACUGGAAAGAAUUGCCUUGUUUUUUAUAUAUAUAUUUAUUAUUGAGUAUUUAUUUAGCUAUGAAAGAAGUGUAAUCUUGACUAAAAUUGUAUGUUCAACUUGAAAUGUUUCAGAUCUAAUUGAUAAACUGAAUGUUUGAUGUAAAUAUGUCUGUGAUUCAAAUCCAAAAGUUUUAUUUAUAAAUGUACUUUUGAUCAAUUUUACUUCAACAUUCGUUGAAAUAAUUUUACAUUCUUCUAAUGAAAAUUAAUUUUCAGAGAACCUGUGGUGAUACAGUUUUUAUGCAAAGAUAUUUAUACAAGCCAGAGGUUGUUGUGCUUUACCUACUUUUUUUUUGCUCAAUUAAUUUUAUUAUUGAUGGACUUGAUUAUGUGAAAACCUUAUUGAUGAACAUUUAUGAGAAAGCAUGUGGUUGAGUCAAAGCUUCUCUGAAAGACUUCAGCAUUUUGAGAAAGCAUGUGGUUGAGUCAAAGCUUCUCAGCAUUUCAAGAAAGCAUGUGGUUGAGUCAAAGCUACUGUAAAGUCUUCAGCAUUUCGAGAAAGCAUGCUGUGCUUUAAUAUCAACAUUGGCUGGAGGAUUUUUUUUUAUCAAGAUUAGCAGCAUCAUUGAUUGCUGUUGUUUUUGUUUUGUUUUGUUUUUCAGUUCUUUUUUUUUUAAUUGUUGUAUUGGUCUAUUCUAUGGUUUUAAUAUAAGUUUAUUUCCAUGGAAGGCGUAAUGGCUAAGUGAUAAAGAACUUGGCUCCUGAACUGGGGUCCCAGGUUUGAAGACUGGGACUGGCAGAAGAUAAGCGUCAGAGCAAGGCUAAUGACACUAGCUCAGGGGUGGGCAAAUUACGGUCCGCAGGCCACAUGCCACCCGCCGGACUGUUUUAUGCGGCCCGUGGACACCUAUAGAAAUCAGGUGUGCCCACAGAUUAUAGGCCUACAUAUAAAAAAUACAAACAUUUAAAAAAAUAGCUAAUUUUAAAUACCUAUAUAAAUUAUUGCAAUUUCUGAGGUGAAAGAAACAUUCUAAAAAAGUUUAAGUAAACGAUUAUUUUUAUUUGCAAUAUUUUGAAAAAUUCAGGCUUCAAACUCAGGCCACUAUUUUAUUCAAUGCUUUGAAGAACAGUGUUGAAAGUCUUGGGCUAGCUUGAAACAAGAUGGCAAGUGUAACAACUGAUGGAGCCCAUGUUUUGACAGAGAAAAGCAGGUUUUUAAUAAAUUAAAGAAGAUAUCUCAACCAUAAACUUUAAACUGGAAAGUUUGCUCAAAGUUGAAUUUAAUAUGAAGUAUAUUAUUGGGGAGAUACUCUCAAUAAUGUAACUAAUCACUGCUAGGGAUCUCAACCACAAACAGUUCCGAUGAGUACUUGAAGAUUAGGAAACAAAACAUUCCGAUGUUCCUUACAACAACAAUAUCGCUAGCUUAGCAUGGGCAUGGUAGUGAGAAGAAAUCUAAUCUCAACGAAGAAAUUAUUAUUUGACUGUAACUUUCUUACUUAUAUUUCUAAUGAAGAGUUGAAGACUUCAUGUUUUCAUCGGAAGUAUUGCACAGGAAAUGUAUGUGCAUGUUAAAUAUUAUUUAAAACAAAGCUUCCCAUUUCUCCAGGCAAGCAAAUGAAAACAGGCUUGAUCAUUUUCCUUUGCUGAAAGGAGAAACUAUUUCUAGUGAAAUGGUUGAAAAGUACAAGACUUAUUUAAAUUCUUUGAUUGUGGAAUUUGAAAGCUAAUUUUAAGAUGUUAAGAACUUUGAAUCAGUUUUCAAUACACUCAGCUCACCAUUUAGUGCAGAAGCUGAAUCAGCUCUAAAGAACAUACCUCCAAGCAAAUUAUGAACUGAAAGAGAAGUUCCAUUCAAUUAUUCCGCGGGAGUUUUAUGAGUGCCAGAAACUGUAUUUCCACACUUUAAAAAACUUUGCCGCUAAACUUUCACAUUAUUUUGUGCACAUACAUCUGUAAACAAAAUUAUUUUUUUUCUGUUUGAAAAUAAACAAGUGUAGGAACAGGUCGAUGCCGACUGACUGUAAUUUGACAGCAGUCAUAAGGAUAACUAGUAAACUAGUUCCACAAUUCUGGAACAUUAAACACGAGUGUAGACAGUUAAACACUUCAAAUUAAGUACAACUGUUCAUUUGUGGUUUGUGAGAUGUAAACAGAUGAUAAAAAAAUUUUUUUUUUUAAUUAUCGUAAAAUUAGUUUCAGAAAUCGCUAACCCCAUAACACAGUAUAAAUGUGAAUUUAAAGACAUUAUACACAUCUAGCUAGCGUAUUUUUUUAAAGUCAUAAGUACAUUAGAUAUACAUUAUAUAUAUAUAUAUAUAUAAUGCGGCCCCCCAUUCCCAAAUUUUUUUGUAAUGCGGCCCUCGAUAGGAAAAGGUUGCCUACCCCUGCACUAGCUCCAUCUGGAAUAACCUGACCAGUGUGCAGCCAAACAUUUCGGGUUCCCAUAGGUCUCAUCAGCCACAUGAGGAGGCACAAACACAAACCCCAGCGCAAAGUCCUCAACCCCCUGGAUGGCAUGUGGUCAUCAUCGAACACGACUGACGAACUAUACUUUAGAAGGAGGGACUGUAGUUUAUAAGAUUAAUGGAAGUGGUUGCCUGUAUCAGUCAGGAACAUCAAUAAUUAACAUGCACACCUUGAUUUUUGUACAUGACCUCUGACCUUUUACAUAUUGUGUGUAAAUGUAAACCUCAACCAACUUUAUGUUCAAUGAUGAUGUGGUUCAGUCAGUUAAGAAAGUUAGCUGUUUAGAGCCAUAUGUUUAGAAAAUUCUUUGAUGUUCUCCGUCCAAGAUAAAUAACUUAUCUUCCAUAUUAACCACCCUGUCAGCAUAAUCUUAGCAUUUAUUAGACUAAAGUAUUAUUGUCCUUGCCUAAGCAGCCACUGCUUUUUUUUUUUUUACUACAAGCGUUAUGUUUAUGGAUAUAAUGCUAAUUAAAGAUUUGCUUUUUUAUGUUUUUUUUUUUUUUUGUAAUCUGAUUAGCUUAUGUGUAGUCUUACUUGUUUUUAUUUAUAUUAGGACUAACUUCAGUAGUUGUUACUUGUUAGUGAAUUUUUAUAAUUUUUUUUUACCAAACCAGUAUACUUGGCUUUUCUUAUUCAAAACCAAAGAACAGCACAUAUUACAUUGCUGUUUCCUGUCCAUAUUGCAUUGCAGUUUCCUAUCCAUAUUGCAUUGCUGUUUCCUGUCCUCAAAGCAAUUUUGUUUUUAAAUAUACAUAUGCAUUUUUGAAAUUUUUUCAAAAUUUUAAAAUGAGUCAAAUAGUGUAAAAAUAUUUUUCUUAAAUUUUUCUUUUAAUAUAUCUUUAAUUGAAUUACAAUUGAGUUACAAAACUUUUUAUUAAUGGUAAUGAAAAAAAUUGUGUCGAAUUUGUUUUCACUUUCAUUCUUAUUGUUCUCUCAUUACUAUUGAUCAGAUAAUGACUUCCUGCCCAGGUCAUGACAUUUUAUAGUGGUUUUUAUAUGUCUUAUGCUAUUGGGUCUAUAGUUUCACCAUUGUUUUAAUGACUGUGCAAAAGUUCAAAGAUUUACAUCUUAGAUGGAUAUAAUAUUUAGUAAGCUGUUAUCACAUAUUAUUUGGUUGAACAUUAUCUUGCUGGUCGCAGGGAAUACUCUAUUCUGAGAGUCUGAAUCACAGAUCAAAAUGAAUGUGAGGGAAAUAUAGGCGAAAUUCUCUGUGCUGCUUUCAGGCACUCAGAAAACAUAAUUUGAGCCCCCUUGAUAAAUAACCAAGUGGCUAGUGACACUCAGCUACACAUUCCAGUGACACAUUCCACAAAUUAAAUGUGCAUCUUUGCUUUCUUUCUAUUUAAUUUCUCAAAAGAUUAGUAGCUUCACAUUUUCAUGUGGGAUAUUUGUGAUUUGAAUUCAGAUAAAUGCUUCUAACACCAUUUAAAAAAAAUGUUCUUAGUUUUUAUUUAAUGUAGUAAAAUUCUUUGUCUUUUGUAAUCUAUUGUUAAUGUAAUGAGAGUCUUUAAAAAAUAAAAGCUACAACAAAGUUCAUAAAAAAAUAGAUUUCUAUAUAAAAAAAACAAACUUGAUUGUAAAAUUGAAUAAAGCUAAGACUGGUUGUGUUUGUCUGAUCAAAACACUAAAAAAUGCUCUGUUGCUGAUUCAGCUUGUUGCUUUUUUGCCUUAGAAAGAAAUUUUUUUUUCUUGCUAAAGAUAUACAACUACAUAUUUUGUUUCCAUAUUUUAACUUUCCCAGUAGAAGUUUUUAUGUAGCUGGUCAGUGAUUUAUUACAUCAUUUUAUUCUUUGCAAUUGUUAUAAAUAUUUUAAUAACAAUGAUACUUAAUUUAAUGUGUGUUGGUGUAUAUGUUUUUAAGUAGUCAAUAAUCAAUUUAAACAAUCUUUGUUAUUCUUUUUCCUAAAUUGCCAGUAAAUAUUUUUGUAUAUGCUAAGUAACAAACAUAUUUUCUGUACAAUAUUUCUCAAACUGUUAUUCUAAAUGUUAUACUUGUUUCACAAAGUUUUUGGAAACAAAUUACAUGAUUGGGAACUAUAAUAUUUUCACUUCAUUUUUUUAAAUUAUACUGUACUCUGAAAAUUUUUGUUUGCUGCUUGACUUUUAUAGUAUUUUGUAUUUCUAUAUAUUUUAUUAAAUUUCAUUUAUAUUUCGUAUAAUUUUUGGUCUAGAUCUUUGCGAAUCUCUGAAGAAAAAAGUCUCUCUUUAUUAAUGACUGAUUGAUUUGUUCUUGGUAAAUAUUUAUCAAACCUCCAAACUGUAUCUUCUUUUUCCCUGUCAUCUUUGUAAUAAAUUGAUCUUUGAAUUUGAAAUGCCACAGGUAUCGCUUGCAAAACAUGUCGGUGUCCAGCAGUUUAGAUUGAAAUUCUUUUUGAAUUGUUAGAGAACAUACUGCAGAAUCUCUUACUUAUAAUGUAAAUAUAGUCAAUAGUAACAUUUCUGCUACUUUUUUAUUUUUGUAAUAUUUGUAUUUGAAUUAUAUUUGCAUAUACAGUUGUAUUACAUCCAACAAAUCCUGUCUCUCUCCAUCAAAUUUCAACGCAAUUGCUUUUUUUGUGUGUGUGUACAUUUUUUUUUCAAAUAUGUAAUUAUGCAAUGAUUACCUUAAUUACAUAACUCUGCAUAUGUGAUUGACUAGGCAGUGUUUAUGAUCCAAAUGACUUUCUAGACUGGCUUGAACAAGGUCUUAUUGGUUUAUAGUCUAUGCCUAAAAAAUCAGUUGAGGCCUAUUGCACACUAUUAGCAAAACACUUGAUGCAGAUCUUUCUGAAGUAAAAUGCACAUUUUAUUUAUCCCGCAAGAAAAAUAAACCCAAUUAUGAAAAAUUAAAUUUACAGUAUAAUGGCUAUGUCUUCAAUUCUGAAGAUCAAGGAUGAGUACAGUGUUUCACAUGACUACACAAACCCAGUUGAUUGCAUUUAUAUAUAACCUUCCUGAUUUUUCUGUCAGCAUUGUCAAACUUUGACUGAUUUUUUGAACACUAUCUCUUCAUUUUUUUUUUAUUUUUUUUUACCUUUACCUAUCCCUUAGUCUGUUGGACCGUUGGGGCACCAGGCAAGAUUUGUCGACUGUCUUUCUCCAUUCCUCCCUUUUUUUUGGCUUGUUUAGAACCUCUCUCAAUGGCAGGCCUGUCCAUUCUUUAAUGUUGUCCUCCCAUCGCUUUUUCUGUCUGCCUCUUCUUCUUUACCCUGGCACUGUUCCCUGAAGGAAGGUCUUUGCGAGCCCCGUAGAUCUUGUAAUGUGGUCAAAGGUUUUAAGCUUUCGUCUUUUCACAAUAGUUAGCAGGUCGUCAUGGGCUCCGAUCGCUACAGUAACCCUUCAUUUUACUGUCAGUAAAAUACAAGGAGAUGGUGCUGAUGUUUUGCUGCUAGAUUGAAGGCCGAAGAAAAGGGAUCGCCUCAUCUUGCGAAGACCUAAGUAUAUACCUUCUGGAAUAUUCUUGAUUACGGUUACUGUGUCAUUUUAUUACAUUAUUAUUUAAUUUUUAUUUUCUUUUAGUUCUAUGACGCUUAAUGUUGUAUCUAGAAAUGAAACAAAACAAUAGCCUACUUUUUUUCUGUUUAACAACCUUUGUCCCAUCAUACAACGUGACAAUCAGCUAGUUGAUUUUUCAUCAUGUGUAUAGGAUCUGUUCUCUAGAAACAGAUUUCUAAGAUACUUACAUCCCUGGCACUAUUUUUGUUUCUCCUCUUAUCUAUAUGCUCUUCUUUUCUUGUAUACAUUCAAGUGACUUGAUCUCAAAGCUUCCUCCUAGUUUGGUAGUUUGGGUAUGUGGACCUAUGCCUUAACAGCUGUGACUCUACAUGUGUUGGUGAUCCUAAAAGAUGUGCUCAUAAGAUUCUAAUGAUUUUGGUUCGUAGUUAUUGUAGUCUUGUUCAUUCAGUCUAAAGGAUGAAAUAACAGUGUAGCAUCCCAUAGCAUCCAGAGUUUUAUCUUAUUAUUGACAUCUGAUAUUUGUAAUUGUGUUUGAACAAAAUAAGUCAUUUCCUUUUGUUAACAAUUCAUUAAAAAAAAUGUGUUUAUUGUAGACUUUAUCCUGUGUCCUCCAAAGGGAGCAUAAGGCCGUAACCACAUCUCUUCACCAAAUUUAGUUCAAAGCAGCUUUAUUCAUCUGCUCCCAUGUCAUUCCAGUAUCCUCAGCUUUGCUGAUGGCUGACACCUUACAUGUUUGUUAGGGCCUGCCCACUUUUCAUUUUCCCUGUGGAUUCAAAUCAAGUAUUUGCCUUGGAACAAAGGUAGUUGGUUUUUCACAAGGUUUUUCCUACCAAGCUUCAUUUCGCUUCUUGGUUGUUUAGGCUAUGGGUUUCUUAAUUUUUGUUAAAGUAACAUAUUAACUGUUAUUAUUAUUUCCCACUGUUAUCACAUCCUAAAACUCAAUUUUAUUAAUGUUUUAAGUACAAAAAGAGUUGGUUUAUCCCCCUCUGUGUGUUCAUUAUGUUGUUGUUUUAAAUUCCACUUUGUGUUAUUUUGCUUUUUAAAAAAAUAUUAUUCUCUUCCAAAAAGUGACAAUGAAAUAAUACUAUAUAUGUAUUGUGUAAUGUUAUACAAUAAUAUAUGUUCAUAUUGUAAUGAUCCUAAUGGUAUACACAUACUUGGUUUAGCACAAGUAUUUUCUUUGGUGAUUUAAAUAUUUAUCUUUGUUAAUGUUUUCUGCAUUAUGUAGUAUUUCUGAAAGUAUAUUAUGUAUACAUUUGGUGGAGCAUAGAUCAUCAGUCAAUGACUAAGCCAUAAGGGCUAGGUGUGGCACAAGUGUCAAGUGCAUGUCAUCCUCAUCAAUUAAAUUAUUGGUUGUUUAAGAAGAGUGUAUGCUAUAAAAGUGAUGACAACCAAAGCUCUUUACCAUAGUUCAGAAGCUAUCUGCAUUAAUGUAUCCAGACAAAACUUGUGUUCUCACCCUAGUACCAUGAAGGAGGGUGUACAUUGUGUCUGAACUUUAAAAAUUACUUUUAGUUUUAUGAAACUUCCACCAAAUAUUUGUUCAGUCCUAUUGUACUUCAACUAAACCUUCCAAAACUGGAUUUUUUUCCCAGCCUUUAUGUGAUUGUUUUUUUUUAAAAACCUUGUAACUUACUUUUAAAGCAUAUGCUUAUUUUUGCUGUAAAUAAAUUUAUGCAUCCAUAUAUUUUGCGUGUAUUAGACAUGGUCUAUAUAUAAGAUAUAUCAAAAAACAUUCUGUGUGUAUUUGGCAUAGUCAUGAUCAAAUGUACUGCAGACAGUGUAUAACUGCUACAUCUUCAUCAAUUCGCUACACCUGCUUCUUUUCAAUACAUUUUGAAACCAAA
Messenger RNA from Biomphalaria glabrata, 9729 nucleotides. RefSeq lists its product as uncharacterized. NCBI's taxonomy places the organism in Eukaryota, Metazoa, Mollusca, Gastropoda, Planorbidae. The transcript is spliced from 18 exons. The coding region runs from base 10 to 1767 and encodes 585 amino acids. The record is from RefSeq and is a predicted model, not a curated record.